AUGCCGUCUCUCGACGGUUUCCUUUAUGUAGCUCGAAAUGCUAAAGACUGCAUGGUUUUCUACUACCACUUCUUCAGGAUGAGCCAGGUGCUCCCAGAGCCAGGCACCUGGGAUGAGUAUUUUGAAAAUUUCAUCAAUGGAAAAGUAAGCUGGGGAUCCUGGUUUGACCAUGUGAAAGGAUGGUGGGAAAUUCGAGACAAAUAUCAGAUUCUCUUCCUCUUCUAUGAAGAUAUGAAGAGGGACCCAAAGCAUGAAAUCCAGAAGGUGAUGCAGUUUAUGGGCAAGAAUUUGGAUGAGGAUGUGGUGGAUAAAAUAGUCCAGGAGACAUCAUUUGAGAAAAUGAAAGAGAAUCCUAUGACAAAUUGUUCUACGGUUCCCAAGUCUAUCCUGGACCAGUCCAUGUCCCCUUCCAUGAGAAAAGGAACUGUGGGUGAUUGGAAAAAGCACUUUACUGUGGCCCAGAAUGAGAGGUUUGAUGAAAUCUAUAAGCAAAAGAUGGGCAGAACCUCUCUGAACUUCUGCAUGGAACUCUGAUCAAGAUGUGAAGACACCAAGAACAGCAGUCUGUCUGCAAGCCUCAAUCCAGCCAAAGGAAGCCCUGAAAGCAAACUGUAAAGGCCAAGGAUUGUGUCUCUGACUCUGUGAUUACUAACAUCACAUUACAACUCAUAAGAGCAGAUCAUGUCCAAUGUAUACUUUGUCCACUAUUCAGUAUAAAUCAGUAAGACAGUUUAGU
Mus caroli (Ryukyu mouse) is the source of this 736-nucleotide messenger RNA. The record is from RefSeq and is a predicted model, not a curated record. NCBI's taxonomy places the organism in Eukaryota, Metazoa, Chordata, Mammalia, Rodentia, Muridae.